AAAGCUAUUUGAAGCAUGACUGAGUUGACACGCGCAAACAGGAAAUGACGUUUCUAAACACAGCGCCAUGAUGGCCGUCUUCACGCGCUGCUGUCUAAAAGUGCAGUAAAGUUACUGCUUUCUAUCCGAGAUAAAUGGAUAUUAUAACAGAGAUACGUUUAUAACAAACAGGUAAAGAUGAUCCGCAGGUCGAGGAUCAGCGUGCGGCCCAACGUGAAGCCCACAGGGAGAGCUGCAGCCACGUCUCGAGAAGCUCCUGCUGACCUCAGUGACCAUGCAGAAGUCAAGGCUGGAGCUGAGGAGAGCAUCACGGAAGUCAAGGCUGGAGCUGAGGAGAGCAUCACAGAAGUCAAGGCUGGAGCUGAGGAGAGCAUCACAGAAGUCAAGGCUGGAGCUGAGGAGAGCAUCACAGAAGUCAAGUCUGCUGUUCCGGCUCCGGAGAUGAGUGAUAACACAGAAAGCCAGAGCGGUGAUGUAACCAGGCAAUCAGAUCUCAGCUUGAACGCAGCGGAUGUGGCGGGCCAAAGUGCAUUCACCAGCUCUUUAUCCACGAGGAGGAAGCGCUUUAGUGUCCUGCCCAACCUCAGCAAACCCAGAAGUACUCCAACCCCCACCCUCACCUCUUCUAAGCCACGUAAAUCUCCUGCUAGACCUGAACCUACCCCUGAAAUACCCCCCACCUCCACAAACAUUGCCUCUGUUGUUUCUGAAUCACCUGAUAAACAAGAACCGACUCAGGAACCUGCACCAGAACCGCUUCCUGUCUCCACCAAAUCAGCUCGAUCUCCUGCUCCCAAACUGCCCUCUCCAUCUGUCCACAGCAUUUCAAAAACCUCUAGAUUUCACACUAAAGUCACAAAACCUACUCCUGAAAAAGUCUUAUCUACCCCAGAGUCUGCCCCAGAGCUGCCUGCUGCUCCACUCACCCGGUCAGAAGGCAAAUCAAAGCGCAAGAAACCCAAACUCGUAACUUCAACUCAGGACAAUACAGAGACGUCGUCAUGCAGAUCGGAUGAAGCCGAGCCCCGGUCAGCCGAUCAGGGUGCAGCAGAAUCCUCGUGCCCCGGUGAAGAAGUUCGCUCACAUCACUCGCCCACGGAUUCUGAGACACAGAACGAACCAGUCGUUCAGGAUGGAAGUGACCUCAGCUCUCCAGGGGAAAGUAAGAAACCCCAGCAACAUGUCCCCCUGGCCCUGAGGUCCCUGAAUGACCCAGUGGACCGUCUCAGGUUAGCGCGGGCCAAAAAACUCAGAGAGCUUCUCAAGAAAGAGAUGAAUAAAGAAAAACAAAAGAAGCAACAGAAAUCACCGACUGGUAUUAGCAAGAGCAAAAAAACAAAAGAUCACACCAAAAUGACCAUGAGAGAGCUCAUCUACUAUCUACCGUCCACUAACCCCAUGAAGUCAUACACUGAAGACGAGCAGAGAGCCGAGACGGAUUCUCCUUCUCCCCUAAAAGCAGCUCCAGCUGUUCCAUCAGCUACAGAAGAGAACGCAGCCGAGGAAGAGGAAGAGCACGAAGGAGAGGAGGAAGAACCGAUGCUGGCUCCAAGAGUGAAGGUGGCUGAGGACGGAUCUCUUAUCAUAGACGAGGAAAGUUUAACGGUACGAGUGCAGAGGAUGAAGGGACCGAACCUGAUGGAGGAGAGAGAUCCGAUAUUCGAGCGCGGCUCCACCACCACCUACUCCAGCUUCAGGAAAGGGACUUACACUAAACCCUGGUCCAACCGAGAGACGGACAUGUUUUUCCUGGCCAUCAGCAUGGUGGGGACGGACUUCUCCAUGAUCGGUCAGCUGUUUCCUCAUCGAGCUCGAAUAGAGAUUAAGAACAAAUUUAAAAAGGAGGAAAGAACAAACUCCUGGAGAAUAGACAAAGCGUUCAAGGAGAAACGACGCUUGGACCUGGAUUUCUUCAGCAAGCUGCUGGCGCAGAUCCUCAAAGACGAGGAAGAGAAACGCAAAAAAAGGAAAUGCACCUCCCAAGUGUCCAAGCUUCCCUGCCGAAGACCAGGAGAAAGGAAGAAGAUGAUCUAUUCUUCAGAUUCGGAGGAGGAUGAGAGCUCGAGCAGUGACGCCAUGGACGGAGAGAAGGAGAACGAGAACGUGUGUAGUGAUGGUGAGCGCAGUGCUCCUCCGAAAAGGAAGAGAAUGGAAGUGUCACAGAGGAAAAGUAGAAAAGCAAACCGAUCAGCUGAACAGGAAGCAGAGGAAGAGGCUGAGAGAAGCUCAAACGAAGAGACCUCACCUGUUAAUGAGUUGGACUCCGUGGAAAAGGAGACCGAGGGCUUAGGUGUGAAAUCGGUGAGGAAGAGGAGGAGGAACAGAGGUGCUGUGGUGCAGAAAAAAGCUGAGGACACACACACCUCAGUCAGGGAGGAGCGUGCAAAGGAUUCUUCAGCCUCAGUGCAAGAGAAGACGAGACACACUUCUGAUGUCAUUUCCUGUCGGUUGCAGGACUCUGAGACUGAGGACGAGCCUGACGUGAGCACCAUUCAGGAGCACAUUCUCAACAAGCCGACCAGGUCAGGCCGGAUCCCGAAACUCUCUCAGCAGAUGAUCCGUGCGGCGGCGGACGAAGAGGAUGAUGAGGAAGAAGAGCAGCCUCCACCUCGUCCUCUUCCACCUGAUGGUCGGCCUCGGGGCUCUCAGGCUAAACAGGGCAGAUGGCGCGCCCCACACCAGGGCAAAUCCAAACUGCUUACUUUAGUUGCCUCGGUUACUGAGGAUGAAGAUGAUGAUGAGGAGGAAUAUGGUACAAAUCAGGAGGAAGAAAACUAUUCAGUGAAUGCGGAGGAGGAAAACCAGCCCUUCGUGCCCAUGGGGUUGCGCUCUUUGAGGACAGUGGAGUCUGAGGUGGAGGAAACCAUGGAGGAGUUGGACAUCUCAGUAAAUGUUCCUGACGUCCUGGGAAUUUCCCAGAAUGCCGUGUGCCCCGAAUUAUCCUGUGAGAGGGCGCUGUCCACCAUGGGCUCCGUGCCCUGUGAGCAUCAGCUCGACCUGCUUGUUGGUGUGAUUGAGUUCCUGGGUCCGGACCACAUGGAAGUGUCUGAAGAAGCAGCAAGGACUCUACUGACCAUUGGACAUUCUGCUAAUGUUACCCAAACUGAACUGUCCAGUACAGGUGAUGUCAUCAUUGUCGAAGACUCAUCAACUCCUGUCCAUGAAAUUGUCAUGGAAACAAUGGAUCAAUCUGAGACCAUGGAAACCUGUAACAUAAUGACCUCUGACCUUUCCUCUGGCAUUACCUCACAAACUGAUUCAGUUAGCACUGUCGUUACGGAAGAUAAAACUCCUCCGCAGGGCUCCGCCUCCACACCAGAGCCAGUCAGCGGUCAGGAAAAUAAACCUCUGUCUACCGAAAUCCAACCAGAGACCUCAAAUAUCACUGUUCCAGAACCAACAGCAUUAAAGACACGAAGGAACCGGCUGCCCAAACCCAACUUGAGCAGAGCCUCCAAACCCACGCAAAGAGAACCUGCAAUAGCAGCCACCUGUUCUGUAGAGACUUGCAGCACUCCAGUGAAGGAUGAUCGAGAAGCAAAAACUGUGGAGUCCCAAACAUCAGCUGUGAAAGACCUGAGUCCUGAGGAACCCUCUCAACCAGAACCUGAGGAACAGUACUCAGAAGCUUGUAAAGAAAGAGAAAAUAAAAGUGAAGGAUGUAGCUCUGAUCUGCAGCUAGAGGAAAAGAUGGAGGAUGGAGAUUCAGGACAAAGGUCUCGUGUAGAGAAUGAGAGAAAAGAAGAAACCCAGCAAGCACACAGUGAGUCUGAAUCACGUCCUCCAGGUUCCGAGUGCUCUGUGAAACCUUCUCAAGCGGUCAGAAGAUGUCGAGGAGCCAAACCCAAGCCGAACCUGGUGCGGAACGUCAGAACCACACACACCGUCACAGACGUCCAGAAGGACCCUCCGGAAGUUCCUGAUGAGAAGCAAUCUGCUGCAAGCACGUUACCUGACAUUCAGCAGCCAGAAGAGGGCGCUAACCUCAUCCCAGAAUCAGAAAGAGAACCUCCACACGACUCUGUAACGGUGAUUCUUGAUGAUAAUCCAGUGGAACCUCCUAAAUCUGUGUGUGAAACCUCGACCCCUGAUGAGCCGGUGUUUAUUCUCUCUCUCACUGAGGUCCUGCCCACUCUCACAGAAAGGGCGGGGCUUGUGACCAAUCCUCUCUCACUUUCUGCAACAUCAGGAACAGUCCCUGAACCAAUCAGUGCCAUCGAAGGUGCCGCUGCUGAUGUGGGAGGUACAGGUCCAGAUGGAGAUCAGGUCUUCUCUCAACUCCUUCCUGAUGCACUGAUUCCUGUCUCAGAGGAAGGAGAGAGUGAGAAAAGAGAAAACGAGACAAGCCGAGGAAAGGAGGAGGAGAGCUCGAGUCGAGAACCUUCUCAGACCGUUUCUGCUCCUGAGCGACCUGAUGAACCACCUAUGGAACCAUCAGCAUCGAGCUGUACGGCUGAGGAGAAGGUUAAGGAGAUGGACUGUCCUGCUAAAUGGAGAAAACUUCCAGAAAGAGGCAGAAGAGCAAAAGUGCAGAUUGAACCCAACUCAAAUCAGAGGAAAACCCGACGUGACAUUUCGCCUCCGGACGAGACGAGAUCUACACCUGCUUCAUCAUGUGAAAGGACAUUAGAAGAAACAGAACCAUGGCCUACAUCAUCAGAGAUCGCUUCUUCAUCAUUGGCUUCAACAGAAGAACUUUCACCAUCAGAAAUUUUAGAUAUAAAAGAAGACACUUUGUCAUCAACCGUUUUGGAUAAAAACAGCAAAACUUCCACUGCUUCACCAGAGCAGAGUCGAGCAAUCUCACCUCCACCUGUCAGGAGAGAGACUCCGCCCCCUCAAGCUUCUUCUUCUUCUUCUCAAGGUGUUGUAGAAAACAUCAACUUUCCAGAAACAGACCCUGUGGAGCCUAGUGCCAGUGGGGUGGAGGUGGGGUCACAACCUGUCCAUCAAACAACACCCUUGGCUUCGACCGGACCUCUGACGAGACCUGGUAGGAGACCUAAAGGCUUCCUGUCCUUCAUGUCCAGCGCGAACUCGCAGAGACCCUCGGAGUCCGCUCGGGUUCCUCAAAAACCCGCCACCAUCACGUCUAGUAGAGGGAGGGGACGAGCCACACCCAGCACCUCCACUCCACCUCCACCUCCAUCUCAAACUCCACCUUCACCUUCAACUCAACCUCCAGAUGUGAGCUCACACACGCAGGCCGGGACGUCCGGCGAGAACCCGAACGCGGCAGAAGCAGACGAAGAGCCCACGAGUGUCUCGGCGUACUUCUUCAACGACAUCUUCACCGAAGUGGACGAGGAGGACGAGCUCGACUGAGGACACCGGCUGGGGCGCUUAGCUAAGAAUUAGCGUGGACUUGCUAGCUUUUACUCAUUAGCAUCAUUAGUGUUUUUAGUGUGAGUCAGAUGAGUGUCGCGCUGUGAAUCGGGAUAAAAACACUCGCGCACGCAUUUCUCCGUAUUUUUUUUAGCGAUAAAUUUAGAUGAAGUUGAGCGAUCACAUGACCAGUGCAGCACCGGGCAGCGUGUAGUUCAGUGUUUGAGAGAUUUUCUUCACCCUCUGUUUACUUGACCUCAGAAUUCCACACAGCACUGACGUUCAUCCUCUUAUUUCAGCAGAUCCUUUUAUUUCACGUUAAUCUUGUUUACUUUCAUUUCUUUAAUCAUGACCCAGAAUUCCAUUAUUGCCCAUUCAUUACCCACAAUGCCGGUCAGCCUGAAUCUGUCUUGUCGUCUUGUGGGCGUGGCCUGUUCCCCUUGUACCAUUUAGUGAGGAGAAAAUUCACAAAGAGAAAAAUUUGGAGAGAUCAUUUCUGUAGUUUCGGCUCAUUCACAGGGAUGUGUAUAGUGAGCGCUUGGCAAAUUUCAACUUGUGAUGUCAUAACACCUCUUCAGCCGACCAAUCAGAGGCUUUCAAUUCACUCUAGGGUCCUCAUUUCUUAUUACUCUUAUUUCACAUUUCUUUCUUUCUUUCUUUCUUUCUUUCUUUCUUUCUUUCUUUCUUUUCCUUUUUCCUGACUUCCUUUCUUUUUGUUUUUCCUUUCUUUCUAUUUAUCUUUCCUUACUUACAUUAGUCUCUUUCUUAUUUAUUUCUUAUUUUACAGAGAUAUGAAAUUCCAGAAAUUCCCAUAAUUACAAUAUCUUUGUAUUUUAGUGUCUUUGGAAUUUGUGGGUGUGGCCUGUUCAAAAAGAAAGGAGAUUUCACCUAAUUAAGCAUAGCCAGUGAUUAAGACUUGCUGCUGGAAUGUGUGAUUAAUUAUUCACGUUACAUCUGUCAUCACAUUGCAGUGUUGUUGUUCUGCUGGAAUUGUGGGUAAGUUUUCAGCAUGUACGCAGAAAACGAAGGUCACCUGAGGCUCUAUCACUUCUUAGCUUCGACACAGAAGCUUUUCUCCACAGGAACCGCCAUAUUCUGCUCUACACUGUGCUUUCUCUUAGCUUUGUCAUUUUUGUGGUUUUGCUCUAAAAUAUUUUUCACCGCAGUGGCUGCUGCCUGAGCGUCGCCUCUCGACACGUCUGGUGUAGAUUUAUUGUGUCGUUAAUCAGCGAUGUGCCACGUCUCCUGCGUUCUGCCUGUACAGUCCACCAUGUUUUAGUUCCUAAUUUGUUCUGAAAUCCAACUCCACUCUUCUAGACAAGUUUAUGACCCAAACAUGGUGUGUGAAGUGCUAAUGAACAUCUGUAAAUAUGUUAAUAAACAUUUAUUAUGUGCUUUUA
This is a messenger RNA of Hemibagrus wyckioides, 6725 nucleotides long. RefSeq lists its product as uncharacterized. Gene Ontology annotation, biological process: RNA polymerase III preinitiation complex assembly. The coding region runs from base 178 to 5325 and encodes 1715 amino acids. The transcript has 28 exons. The record is from RefSeq and is a predicted model, not a curated record. Gene Ontology annotation, molecular function: TFIIIC-class transcription factor complex binding. Gene Ontology annotation, cellular component: transcription factor TFIIIB complex. Lineage: Eukaryota; Metazoa; Chordata; Actinopteri; Siluriformes; Bagridae.